UUUGGUCACACUAGAUUAGAUAGUAAACGAUGUCUGUACUUGUGUUGUUAUGUGGGUGUGGAUUUACAUCACUGCAUCGAAAAUAAAAUAAUGUAAUUUAUCAAAAUGUGCUCUAAUAACUGUGUUAGCGUUGUUGAUUUAGACUAUGUUCUAAUAAAGCUUAAUGGUAGCGACAUUUCAUCGUUGUCGAGUUAUGAGGUGGUUCAAAUGUUCCUUCAAUCUAAAGAAAAUCUAGUAGUCGAAUUGUCCCGAAAAACAAACCAUUUACAAUUUUCCGAUGCAGAGCAAAAUAAGUUUGAAAUUUAUACAAAACAUGAAAACAUUCUACAAUUACCAAAAGAUACAACAAGAGAUGGCUCACAUCCCAACACAAAUUCCAUUUCAUUUCCCCUGCCACAGAAAAAUGAAAUCAUAUUAACUUUACGUGCAUUUAACAAUGUCAAUGUCGAUGCCGAACCAUUGUUAACAGAUGUUGAACACGCCACCGUAGUAUCAAAAGGAACUCAAACCACAACCGAAAAUGGUUUUGAUAUUAAGCAAAAUAUCGAUCACAACAAAGACAUUGUGCAAUCGAUAGCUGAUCAUUUCAUUGAGCAACAGCACCAUCUAUUCGAACAAUGCUUGGAACCAGAAAUUGACAUUGAGGAAAUAACGCUUAUUAAUAAGGACUCGAUUGGUGGCAAUUUAGGAUUAAGUGUUAGUUGUCCCAACGACUUCGAGGAAAGUAUUAAGCCUGUGAUACGCAACGACAACAGUAAUAAUACAGACUUGACAAUAUCAGAUGAACAUGAUGCCUGUGAGGAUGUCUUCAUCAGUGAUAUUCAAUCUGAAAGUAUUGCUGAUAUUGAUGGACGCUUAAGGCGUGGUGAUCAAAUUCUACGUAUUAACGGUCUCGAUAUAAAAAAAAAGCACGCUGAAUCGCAAAUCUCAAUGAACGGCAAGGCUGUUACGUUGCUUGUCAGUCGCAUUUUAUAUCCCGACGACGAUGAUGAAGAUGAUGAUAUUGAUAGCAACUUUGAAUAUGCAAACCGAUUAUUGCCUGACGAUUACACAAAUGUUGUUGAUAAAUUAGAUACAAUUCUUUUGGCCCAACAACAGCAGUCUGUACUAACCGGAAAGACCUUAAUUACUACUCAAACUAACUGCAAAUCCGCUCGCGUUAAUUCAGAGGAGUUGAAAAAUGAAACUCAAAUAAGUACUAUGAGUUUAAGAGAUGAGGAAUCAACGAAAUUGCCGUUGCAGACAAACUUGCAAUCUGACUGUCCAUGUCAAAUAUCAGAAAAAAACCUUUCAGCUAGAAAUGGAGAUAAGUCUUCAAAAACAGUUAAAUAUGGGUAUGAUGAAAGCGAACAUAUUUAUGAAACAAUACCAGAAGAUUCGGAAUCCGAGCCGCUUUACUGUUCACCAUAUCAGAGCUCGGACUAUAUGACGGCAAUGGGCUCUUGUUCAUCGGCUGAUGUGUUGGAAAUGCAACAACAAACCCAGCGAGUAGCUCAAUGGCUUGGCCUUAAAAAAUGUUCGAGAUCAAUACAUACUUUAUCUGGACGUUUAACUAAGCAACAGAAUCGUUUGCCAAAUCGUAUAUGCACAUUAACCAAUACUACGAGUGGCUCAAGUAGUAGUGGUGCUGCAUAUAGUGCUUGCGGAUAUAUUAAUAUUGACAGCGAUCAUGCAAAUCAAAAUCUACUCGUCAAUCAAAAUAAAGAAGAAAUUGACAACUCAUCAAGUGCUUAUAAUACAGGUGGCUCGAAUAACAGUGCAUCUCCACGACAAAAUGGUCCGAUAGCAAAUCUAAACAAUGAAAAUUCUACAAGUUUUCAAAUCAUCUCAGGUGCCUUAAAGAACACUGCAUCAACCAUUGAACCAUUUGGUAAAUGCUCUCGAAUACACUGUCCAGCACAUGUGUCGCAAAAAGAGCAAAUUGCAAACAUUUCGCAAAAUAAAUCACAUACAGACGAACCACAUACAGGCCCCUUCUCCGCAAAAGCAGACGUAAAAGUUUCGCGUUUGCAGCCUACGGAGGAGCAACAAGUUCAAUCCUGUCCACAAUUUAAUGCUCCGAACUUAAGCAGAUAUCACUUUGUUAGUAGCCAAGAGGUAUCCAGUAAAACUGUGUCGGGAGUAUCAAAACCUAACGCAAUUCUUGUGCAUACCGAAAAUGUGUCGGAGGAAAUUCCAAUGGUAUGGAAAGUGAAACGUCGGCCUGACGGAACACGAUAUAUUGUAAAGCGUCCAGUGCGAAAUCAUUUACAUUUGGGCAUAAGGAAAAAUCUACGCAACGGUGACUUAACCACAACAGAGGAUGAUACUAUAUCAGGUAAAAUUGGACGUUACUGGACUAAAGAGGAGCGAAAACGCCAUAUAGAACGCGCACGUGAAAGACGGCAUCAUCAACAAUUGAUAAAUCAACCACAAUAUCCAACAUAAUAACUAUUUACUGCUUAUAUUAUAUAUUUACGUACACAUUUAAAUUUUAAAAUCCACAAAUCUACCUGUAAAAUAAAUUAAUCCUUUUAGGUA
This is a messenger RNA of Drosophila sulfurigaster albostrigata, 2520 nucleotides long. RefSeq names its product slo-interacting protein 1 (gene Slip1). NCBI's taxonomy places the organism in Eukaryota, Metazoa, Arthropoda, Insecta, Diptera, Drosophilidae. Gene Ontology annotation, molecular function: protein binding. The record is from RefSeq and is a predicted model, not a curated record.